Exophiala bonariae is the source of this 552-nucleotide messenger RNA. RefSeq lists its product as uncharacterized. The transcript has a single exon. The record is from RefSeq and is a predicted model, not a curated record. NCBI's taxonomy places the organism in Eukaryota, Fungi, Ascomycota, Eurotiomycetes, Chaetothyriales, Herpotrichiellaceae. Bases 1 to 552 code for a protein of 183 amino acids.
AUGGAGAAGCUAUCAAAGGAAGAAGGCUUUACCUUUUCAUCCAGUUCAACCUCGUCACAAAAACCGAAAAUGACGUCGUUUCUCAAUGCGACUGCCAUCAAUGCAACCGCAUUUGAGUGUCCUGGGGCAUCAGAUACGACAGCCUGGUCACGUGGAGACAAGCUGGCUCUUCUUCAGGUGAUCGCCAUGCCACUGAUCCCCAUAGUCUGCGGCUUGGUUCAGAAUAUGAUGGCCGACUCGAAAGGCCGAUUAUUCAUGCGGAACAAAGGGACGCCUGACGCAGGAGGUGCCACCGUCAUAGUGUACGCUUCGCGUGCUUCAGCACUCAUGAAAGGUACCCUGCUCUGGCAUUCCACGAACAAGGGUACACCAGCGGUCCCGCGAUUCCCAGUGAUUAGGAAGGACGGGAAGAAAGCAACAUGGCUUAACGUCGUAAAAUUUAAGCUACGGCUCGCGCUACGACUCUCGCUUCCGCUACCCGGAAAAAGUGGAGACAGGAUCAAUAUACUUCCCAUCCACGAGAAGGACAUCAAGCCGACAUUUCCAUCAUGA